This is a messenger RNA of Neoarius graeffei (lesser salmon catfish), 657 nucleotides long. It is a transcript of the gene helt, whose product is annotated as helt bHLH transcription factor. NCBI's taxonomy places the organism in Eukaryota, Metazoa, Chordata, Actinopteri, Siluriformes, Ariidae. Bases 13 to 657 code for a protein of 214 amino acids. Gene Ontology annotation, biological process: anterior/posterior pattern specification; regulation of transcription by RNA polymerase II; regulation of neurogenesis. The record is from RefSeq and is a predicted model, not a curated record. Gene Ontology annotation, molecular function: RNA polymerase II cis-regulatory region sequence-specific DNA binding; protein dimerization activity; DNA-binding transcription factor activity, RNA polymerase II-specific. The transcript is spliced from 4 exons. Gene Ontology annotation, cellular component: nucleus.
AUUUCAAAUGAAAUGAUGGCUUCAAAGAUGAAGGACCGAAAGAGAACACCAGUCUCACACAAGGUGAUCGAGAAGAGGAGGAGAGAUCGCAUCAACCGCUGUCUGAAUGAACUCGGCAAAACCGUCCCCAUGGCCCUGGCCAAACAGAAUUGUGGGAAGUUGGAGAAGGCAGAAAUUUUAGAGAUGACUGUACAAUAUCUGCGUGCUCUCCACUCAGCUGACUUUCCCCGUGGGAGAGAAAAAGGAGAGCUCCUGAGUGAGUUCGCCAACUACUUCCACUACGGCUACCACGAGUGCAUGAAGAACCUGGUGCACUACCUGACCACGGUGGAGCGCACAGAGACCAAAGACAACAAGUACGCACGCAUCCUGGCCUUCCUGCAGUCCAAAGUGGUUUCAGAGCCCGUGUUCGGCUCACGCUACGAGUCUGCUUUUACCUCGCCCGAGCCUGUAGACUUCCUGUGUCAGCUGCGUUCUCCACCGGAGUGCCAUCAGAACCCAAGUGAACCAGUCUUCCAACAGAGUCACAGCGGGCAUUUAUCCUGGCACGGCUCGGCACUUGCCUACCCUCAGCAGCACGGACUGGACCAUCACCAUUACAUGAACUUCAUGAGCCACUCACACAGCUUGCACACAACGCCACACAUUGCUUUGUAG